AUGGAGGCGAAAUCACGAAACGAAACCACUAACCCUUUACGUUGCAUAGGCGGCUGCAUAUGUACAAGUUUCCAGGGUUUUCAGACACAGACCACAUUCGACGUGGGGUCCCUUCCGGAUGGCGUUGCAGUGGGCGACUUCAACGGAGAUGGCUAUCUCGAUAUCGUGGCUACUAAUCUCGGCGACAAUUCAGUGAGCGUCUUGCUCGGGACUGGAUCGGGAAGUUUCCAGACGCAGACCACAUUCCCCGUGGGGAGCUUCCCGCAAGGUGUUGCGGUGGGCGACUUCAAUGGAGAUGGCUACCUCGAUAUCGUGGCUACGAAUACCAACGGCAAUACAGUAAGCGUCUUGCUUGGGACAGGAUCCGGGAGCUUCCAGCCGUCUACCUCAUUCCCCACAGGGUCUGGGCCGUCCGACGUUGCAGUGGGCGACUUCAACGGAGAUGGCCAUCUCGAUAUCGUGGCUACGAAUCCCGGCAUUAAUGCAGUGAGCGUCUUGCUCGGGACCGGAUCCGGGAGCUUCCAGGCGUCGGCUACGUUACCAGUGGGGUCCGGGCUGACAAGUGUUGCGGUGGGCGACUUCAACGGAGAUGGCUAUCUUGAUAUCGUGGCUACGAAUGGCAUCGCUAACGCAGUGAGUGUCUUGCUCGGGACUGGAUCGGGGACCUUCCAGGCGCCGGCCACAUUCCCCGUGGGGUCCAAUCCGCAAGGUGUUGCAGUAGGCGACUUCAACGGAGAUGGCUAUCUCGACAUCGUGGCUACGAAUAACGCUGGCAAUACUGUGAGCGUCUUACUCGGUGAUGGAUUAGGGGGCUUCCAGCCGCAGGCUACAUUCGUUGUGGGAAGCGGGCCGAUUGCUGUUGCAGUAGGCGACUUCAACGGAGAUGGCCAUCUCGAUAUUGUGGCUACGAAUGGCGACAGUUCAGUGAGCGUCUUGCUCGGGACUGGAUCAGGAAGUUUCCAGGCGCAGACCGCAUUCCCCGUGGGGUCCGGGCCGGCUGGUGUUGCAGUGGGCGACUUCAACGGUGAUGGCCAUCUCGAUAUCGUGGCUACAAAUGAGGGCGAAAAUACAAUGAGUGUCUUACUUGGGAAGCCUUGCGACGCUUAG
Molecule: messenger RNA, 1107 nt
Organism: Penicillium lagena
Lineage: Eukaryota; Fungi; Ascomycota; Eurotiomycetes; Eurotiales; Aspergillaceae
Product: FG-GAP repeat domain-containing protein
Exons: 2
Coding region: 1-1107 (368 amino acids)
Source: RefSeq, a predicted model, not a curated record